GUUACAAUAUGCUCCAUCUCAGGACACUGGGCCAGAAGCUGAAUCUAGUUGCUGACAAAGGAUUCCUGUGAAAGGAUCAGGCUCUUCUAACAGAAUGGCCUGGAAUGCAACUUGCAAAAACUGGCUGACAGCAAAAGCUGCCCUGGAAUAUUACUACCUUCCCAUUUUUUAUGGGAUCGAGUUUGUUGUGGGAGUCGUUGGGAAUAUCCUUGUUGUUUUUGGCUACCUCUUCUGUCUGAAGAACUGGAAUAGCAGUAACAUCUAUCUCUUUAACCUCUCCAUCUCUGAUUUGGCUUUUAUGUGCACCCUCCCCAUGCUGAUGAGAAGUUAUUCCCUUGGAAAGUGGCCUUAUGGAGACGUUCUCUGCAUGAUCAACCGUUACCUGCUUCAUGCCAACCUCUACACCAGCAUCCUUUUCCUCACUUUUAUCAGCAUCGAUCGAUACCUACUCACAAAGUAUCCUUUCCGGGAGCACCUUCUGCAAAAGAAAGAGUUUGCUGUUGUGUUCUCUUUGAUAAUCUGGGCUUUAGUAACCUUAGAGCUACUGCCCAUACUUUCUCUUAUAAAUCCAGGCAUAACUGACAACCGCACUAACUGCACUGACUAUGCAAGCUCUGGGAACCCCCAGCACAACCUCAUUUACAGCAUGUGUCUCACCUUCUUGGGGUUCCUCCUUCCUCUUUUCUUGAUGUGCCUCUUUUAUUUUAAGAUUGCUCGCUUCCUAAAGCAGAGGAACCGGCAGGUGGCGACUGCUUUGCCCCUUGAGAAGCCCCUCAACUUAGUCAUCAUGGCGGUGGUGAUCUUCUCUGUGCUUUUCACUCCUUACCAUGUGCUACGGAACGUGAGAAUCGCCUCCCGCUUGGGCAGCUGGAAGAGCUCCUACUGCACGCAGGACAUCAUCCACUUUUUCUACAUCGUGACUCGACCUCUGGCCUUUCUGAACAGUGUCAUCAACCCUGUCUUCUACUUCUUAAUGGGUGACCACUUCAGGGAGAUGUUGAUGACUAAACUGAGGCACUACUUCAAAGCUUUCACAUCUUUUAGAAGAUGACCUCAUAGACCAAGAUAGUCAGGAGAAAAAUGAGACACCUGGGAAUUUGAUAGUUUCACAUGUGUAGCAAUUGUCUGGUUCGAAUUGAAUAAAUUCAUUGCUGUGUGUCAGAGAGGGUCCCAGAUCUAACCCUGAUUUCAAGACAUGGGAUACCUGGAAUAUGUAGGGGGGAGGAGAAGAAGAAACUAGAAUGAAUUUAUUGGCUUAUUCACCUUACAAUGGAAAGAAGUUGUACUCAUACCAUGUAAUGUUUGGCCAUGUGAUCCUGAUACCCUUAGGUGUUAUAAGAUCAUUCCAAUCUGUUUAAGAGGGAAUAAAAGAUAAAAGCAGAAAACUA
Messenger RNA from Erinaceus europaeus (western European hedgehog), 1388 nucleotides. It is a transcript of the gene SUCNR1, whose product is annotated as succinate receptor 1. Gene Ontology annotation, molecular function: G protein-coupled receptor activity. Gene Ontology annotation, cellular component: plasma membrane. Lineage: Eukaryota; Metazoa; Chordata; Mammalia; Eulipotyphla; Erinaceidae. The transcript is spliced from 2 exons. Gene Ontology annotation, biological process: G protein-coupled receptor signaling pathway. The record is from RefSeq and is a predicted model, not a curated record. The coding region runs from base 95 to 1051 and encodes 318 amino acids.